Molecule: messenger RNA, 8160 nt
Organism: Bombina bombina (fire-bellied toad)
Lineage: Eukaryota; Metazoa; Chordata; Amphibia; Anura; Bombinatoridae
Gene: MTOR
Product: mechanistic target of rapamycin kinase
Exons: 60
Coding region: 148-7752 (2534 amino acids)
Biological process (GO): TOR signaling; negative regulation of macroautophagy; protein phosphorylation
Cellular component (GO): TORC1 complex; nucleus; TORC2 complex
Molecular function (GO): protein-containing complex binding; protein serine/threonine kinase activity; protein binding
Source: RefSeq, a predicted model, not a curated record
CAGCAACUUACUGCAAGUGCACUGUUUACCGGAAGUGCUCUGCAGAGUAUGGCAAUGGCAAGAAGUCCAAGCCAGCGAAUGGCGGGCGGGUUAUGAGGGGCACCUGUUUAGAUUUUGCUGGUUCUGUUGUCCCUGUCCCCUGCCAACAUGUCUGGCAUAAUGACAAUGUUGCAGCAGUUUGCCAACGGCCUGAGGAGCAAAAGUGAAGAUGUUCGCACCAAGGCAGCCAAAGAUUUGCAGCAUUAUGUCACCACCGAACUACGAGAAGUUAGCCAAGAGGAAGCCACGCAGUUCUACGAUGAACUCAAUCAUUUCAUCUUUGAAUUCGUCUCCAGCUCAGAUGUCAGUGAGCGGAAGGGGGGGAUCCUUGCUAUUGUUAGCCUUAUUGGAGUUGAAGGAGGUAAUGCAACUCGAAUCAGCAGGUUUGCCAACUACUUGCGUAACCUGCUGCCCUCCAGUGACACUGCGGUCAUGGAGAUGGCAUCUAAGGCCAUGGGGCGCCUUGCAAUGGCAGGAGACACCUUCACUGCAGAGUAUGUUGAGUUUGAGGUGAAGCGCGCCCUUGAGUGGCUGGGGGCUGACCGUAACGAAGGGCGGAGACACGCUGCAGUUCUGGUGCUGAGGGAGCUGGCGGUCAGUGCUCCCACAUUCUUCUUUCAGCAGGUUCAGUCCUUUUUCGAUAACAUCUUCUUCGGAGUGUGGGACCCAAAGCAGGCAAUUCGCGAAGGAGCUGUGGCGGCCUUGAGAGCAUGUCUAAUCCUGACCACACAGCGUGAGCCUAAAGAGCUGCAGAAACCUAUGUGGUACAGGCAAACCUUUGAAGAAGCUGAGAGGGGGUUUGAUGAAACGUUGUCUAAAGAGAAAGGCAUGAACCGCGAUGACCGAAUCCACGGGUCUCUUCUGAUCAUUAAUGAGUUAGUGCGAAUCAGCAGCAUGGAAGGGGAGCGGCUAAGAGAGGAGAUGGAAGAGAUCACACAGCAGCAGCUGGUUCAUGACAAGCAUUGCAAAGACCUCAUGACCUUUGGAUUGAAACCGCGUCAUAUUACGCCCUUUGCCACCUUCCAGUCUGUGCAGCCCCAGCCUUCCAAUGCCCUUCUCAGCCUUCUAGGGUAUGCUGGUCAGCAAAGCAUUUUGGGUUAUGCCUCAACUCCAAUGCCGGACAAAUCAAACUUGGUAGAGAGUCGCACCUGCCGUGAGCUUGUAGAAGAGAAGUUUGACCAGAUUUGCCGUUGGGUUCUAAAGUGCAGAAGCAGCAAAAACCCUCUAAUCCAAAUGACAAUAUUGAAUGUUCUCCCACGUCUGGCUGCAUUCAGACCAUCUGCUUUCACAGCGGAUCAGUACCUCCCAGACACUAUGAGUCAUCUGCUGAGCUGUGUGCGCAAAGAGAAAGAACGUACAGUGGCCUUCCAAGCUCUGGGACUCAUCUCAGUAGCUGUGCGGACUGAAAUUCAUAUUUACCUUCCUAAAAUUCUCGAACAUGUAAAAUCUGCGCUGCCUCCCAAAGACUUUGCUCACAAGCGGCAGAAGACCAUGCAAGUGGAUGCAACCGUAUUUACCUGUAUCAGCAUGCUCGCCCGAUCUAUGGGCCCAGCCAUCCAGCAGGACAUUAAAGAGCUGUUGGAGCCAAUGCUGUCCGUAGGUCUGAGCCCAGCACUGACUGCUGUCCUGUAUGACUUAAGCCGCCACAUCCCUCCGCUGAAAAAGGAUAUCCAAGAUGGCCUUCUGAAGAUGCUCUCGCUGGUGCUUAUGCACAAACCUCUACGUCACCCAGGAAUGCCCAAGGGUCUUGCUCAGCAGCUUUCCUCUCCCAGCCUCACAAACAUCCCUGAAGCCAGUGAUGUGGGCAGUAUAACCUUAGCUCUCCGUACACUGGGGACGUUUGAGUUUGAGGGUCACUCGCUCACUCAGUUUGUGCGUCACUGUGCUGAUCAUUUCUUGAAUAGUGAACAUAAGGAAAUUCGCAUGGAAGCUGCUCGUACCUGCUCCCGCCUUCUGACGCCUUCCAUCCAGCUGCUCAGUGGCCACGCACACGUCAGCCAGACAGCUGUGCAGGUGGUGGCUGAUGUUCUGAGCAAACUGCUAGUGGUUGGCAUAACAGACCCAGAUCCCGACAUCCGCUACUGUGUGUUGGCCUCUUUGGAUGAGCGUUUUGAUACUCACCUGGCACAGGCAGAAAACCUUCAAGCUCUGUUUGUGGCCCUGAAUGAUGAAGUGUUUGAGAUCCGCGAGCUUGCGAUCUGCACCAUCGGACGUCUGAGCAGCAUGAACCCUGCUUUUGUCAUGCCGUUUCUGCGCAAGAUGCUUAUCCAGAUUCUUACGGAGCUGGAACACAGUGGAGUCGGCAGGAAUAAAGAACAAAGUGCUCGCAUGUUGGGGCACCUUGUAUCCAAUGCCCCACGUCUUAUCCGUCCUUAUAUGGAGCCCAUCCUGAAGGCAUUGAUCCUCAAACUCCGUGAUCCUGAUCCAAACCCUGGAGUAAUAACCAAUGUCCUGGCAACUAUCGGAGAACUUGCACAAGUGAGUGGGCUGGAGAUGAGGAAGUGGAUGGAUGAGCUGUUCCCUAUUAUCAUGGACAUGCUGCAGGAUUCAUCUUUACUGGCAAAGAGACAGGUUGCUUUGUGGACUCUGGGGCAGCUUGUAGCCAGCACAGGGUACGUGGUGGAGCCGUACAGGAAGUAUCCUUCCCUCCUAGAGGUGCUGCUGAACUUCCUGAAAACUGAACAGAACCAGGGGAUUCGGCGUGAGGCCAUCCGUGUGCUCGGGCUUCUGGGAGCAUUGGAUCCAUAUAAGCACAAAGUGAACAUUGGAAUGAUUGACCAGUCUAGAGAAGCUUCCGCUCUCAGCCUUUCUGAGUCUAAGUCCAACCAGGAUUCCGCUGACUACAGCACCAGUGAAAUGUUGGUAAACAUGGGAAAUCUGCCUCUUGAUGAGUUUUACCCGGCUGUUUCUGUGGUGACAUUAAUGCGAAUUCUGAGAGACCAGUCGCUGUCCAAUCAUCACACUAUGGUGGUCCAGGCAAUAACGUUCAUCUUUAAGUCCCUGGGGCUGAAGUGUGUGCAGUUUUUGCCGCAGGUUAUGCCAACAUUUCUGAGUGUUAUCCGCCUAUGUGACAACAAUGUACGUGAGUCUCACCAGCCGUCACCUCAGAAGAGGACAGGUCUGAUGUCGCCUCAGUUCAUGUUCCAGCAGCUGGGGAUGUUGGUUUCCUUUGUGAGAAGUCACAUCCGGCCGUACAUGGAGGAAAUUUUUGCCUUGAUACGGGAUUACUGGACGAUGAACAACCCGAUUCAGAGCACAAUAAUUCUACUGAUUGAGCAGAUUGUGCUUGCCUUGGGGGGCGAGUUCAAGCUUUAUCUUCCACAGCUCAUCCCUCACAUGUUGCGGGUUUUCAUGCAUGACAGCAGCGCAGGGCGCAAUGUGACUAUUAAGCUGCUGAACGCCAUCCAGAUGUUUGGGGCUAAUUUGGAUGAUUAUCUUCAUCUCUUGCUGCCACCUAUCGUAAAGCUUUUUGAUGCUUCUGAUUCCCCUGUACAAGCCCGAAAAACUGCACUGGAGACUGUCGAUCGACUGACAGAAUCGCUGGACUUCACAGAUUAUGCUUCUCGUAUAAUUCAUCCUAUUGUCCGCACUUUGGAUGUGAGCCCUGAACUGAGACAAACAGCCAUGGACACACUGUCUUCAUUGGUCUUUCAGCUAGGGAAGAAGUACCAGAUAUUUAUACCGAUGGUGAACAAAGUGCUGGUAAAACACAGGAUAUUACACCAGCGAUAUGAGGUUCUGACCUGCAGGAUUCUCAAGGGAUACACUCUUGCUGAUGAGGAGGAGGAUCCGUUGAUUUAUCAGCAUCGGGCACAGAAGGGAAAUUCAGGAGAGGCCUUUUCCAGUGGCCCCUUAGAUAGCGGACCAAUGAAGAAGUUGCACGUUAGCACUACUAAUUUGCAAAAGGCUUGGGGAGCAGCUCGGAGAGUUUCCAAGGACGACUGGUUGGAAUGGCUGAGGCGAUUAAGUGUGGAAUUGCUAAAGGACUCCUCCUCUCCUUCCCUUCGCUCCUGCUGGUCUCUGGCUCAGGCCUAUAAUCCCCUGGCCAGGGAUCUGUUUAAUGCAGCUUUCCUCUCCUGCUGGUCGGAGCUGAAUGAGGAUCAACAGGAUGAACUGAUUCGCAGCAUCGAGCUGGCUCUUACUGCGCAGGACAUUGCCGAAGUUACGCAGACGCUGCUGAACCUGGCAGAGUUUAUGGAGCACAGCGAUAAGGGCCCCUUACCACUGCGUGAUGACAAUGGAGUGGUCCUUCUUGGAGAGCGAGCAUCCAAAUGCCGAGCGUACGCCAAAGCUCUUCAUUAUAAAGAGCUGGAAUUUCAGAAAGGACCGACUCCAGCAAUCCUGGAGUCUCUCAUCAGCAUUAACAACAAGCUCCAGCAACCUGAAGCAGCAUCUGGCGUUCUGGAAUUUGCCAUGAAACAUUAUGGAGAGAUGGAGAUUCAGGCCACAUGGUAUGAGAAGUUACAUGAGUGGGAGGAUGCUCUGGUGGCGUAUGACAAGAAGCUUGAGGUUAACAAGGACGAUUCGGAGCUAAUAUUGGGACGGAUGCGCUGCCUGGAAGCUUUAGGCGAAUGGGGGCAACUUCACCAGCAGUGUUGUGAGAACUGGACCAAUGUUAACGAGGAUGCUCGGGCUAAGAUGGCACGCAUGGCAGCAGCAGCAGCAUGGGGCUUAGAGCAGUGGGACAGCAUGGAAGAAUACACGUGUCUUAUCCCACGGGAUACGCACGAUGGGGCGUUUUACAGGGCUGUGUUAGCUCUGCACCAGGAUCUCUUCUCAUUAGCCCAGCAGUGUAUCGAUAAAGCCCGGGAUAUGCUGGAUGCUGAGCUGACUGCGAUGGCUGGGGAAAGUUAUAGUCGUGCAUAUGGGGCAAUGGUCACCUGCCAGAUGCUGUCUGAACUGGAGGAAGUUAUCCAGUAUAAAUUAGUACCUGAGCGUCGUGAGAUUAUCCGCCAGACCUGGUGGGAUAGGCUGCAGGGUUGUCAACGAAUUGUCGAAGACUGGCAGAAGAUUCUUAUGGUUCAGUCCCUUGUGGUCAGUCCUCACGAAGACAUGAGAACUUGGCUAAAAUAUGGAAGCCUCUGUGGCAAGAGCGGGCGCUUGGCUUUGUCUCACAAGACCCUUGUGAUGUUACUUGGAGUGGACCCAGCACUCGAGAGUGACCAGCCCUUACCCACUGCACACCCGCAGGUCACCUACGCCUACAUGAAGUACAUGUGGAAGAGCACACGAAAGGCCCCUCGUGCGACACAGAUUGAGGCGUUCCAGCAUAUGCAGAAGUUUGUGAACAACGUGCAGCUUCAGGCUCAACAUGUAGCAGACGAUCCGCAGCACAAACAGGAGCUGCAGAAACUCAUGGCCAGAUGUUACCUGAAACUUGGUGAAUGGCAGCUGAGCUUGCAAGGCAUUAAUGAAGUCACCAUUCCGAAUGUUUUGGAUUAUUACAAUGCAGCCACUGAGCACGACGUCACCUGGUACAAGGCCUGGCAUGCUUGGGCAGUCAUGAACUUUGAGGCUGUUCUGCAUUUUAAACACCAGAACCAACCACGAGAUGAGAAGAAGGUUCGUCACCCCAGCACUGCCAGUGCCAACACUGAGGGAAGCGAAAGCGAGAGUGAAGGGGACAGUAAUGAGAACAGCCCAGUACCAUCCCCAGUGCAGAAAAAAGCCCCAGAGGAUAUAUCUCACACACUCCUUAUAUACACGGUGCCAGCAGUGCAAGGAUUUUUCCGCUCCAUCUCUCUGUCCAGAGGAAACAACCUGCAGGACACGCUAAGAGUCCUCACUUUGUGGUUCGAUUACGGUCACUGGCCUGAUGUGAAUGAAGCUCUGGUGGAAGGCAUCAAAACCAUCCAGAUAGACACCUGGCUACAGGUGAUUCCUCAGCUCAUUGCCAGGAUCGACACACCCCGAGCUCUCGUGGGCCGCCUGAUACACCAGCUGCUUACUGACAUUGGCAGAUAUCAUCCCCAGGCCCUGAUUUACCCACUCACUGUGGCCUCUAAGUCUACAACCACGGCACGGCACAAUGCGGCAAACAAGAUCCUGAAGAACAUGUGUGAGCACUGCAAUACGUUGGUGCAGCAAGCCAUGAUGGUAAGUGAAGAGCUGAUCAGAGUUGCCAUCCUGUGGCAUGAAAUGUGGCAUGAGGGGCUGGAAGAGGCAUCACGACUGUAUUUUGGAGAAAGAAAUGUAAAAGGGAUGUUUGCUGUGCUGGAUCCUCUUCAUGCCAUGAUGGAAAGGGGACAUCAGACCCUUAAGGAAACCUCAUUUAACCAGGCGUACGGCAGAGAUUUAUUGGAAGCUCAGGAUUGGUGCAGAAAAUACAUGAAAUCAGGGAACGUAAAAGACCUGACACAGGCCUGGGACCUAUAUUAUCAUGUGUUCAGGCGGAUCUCUAAACAGCUGCCUCAGCUAACUUCCUUGGAGCUUCAGUAUGUGUCUCCUAAGCUGCUGAUGUGCCGAGAUUUGGAGUUGGCAGUGCCAGGAACAUAUGAUCCCAAUCAGCCAAUUAUACGAAUUCAGUCUAUCGCUCCAUCUCUGCAGGUCAUCACCUCCAAGCAGAGGCCUCGAAAGUUAACCCUAAUGGGAAGCAACGGUCAUGAAUUCAUGUUCCUGCUCAAGGGGCAUGAGGACCUUCGCCAGGAUGAGCGUGUGAUGCAGCUUUUUGGACUUGUGAAUACUCUGUUAGCCAACGACCCAGCAUCACUGAGAAAAAACCUGAGCAUCCAGCGCUACGCUGUCAUCCCCCUAUCCACUAACUCAGGUCUAAUUGGUUGGGUCCCUCACUGUGACACACUGCACGCACUGAUCCGUGACUACCGCGAGAAAAAGAAGAUCCUGCUGAAUAUUGAACAUCGUAUCAUGCUGAGAAUGGCACCUGAUUACGACCACCUCACUCUGAUGCAGAAGGUGGAAGUGUUUGAGCAUGCGGUAAAUAACACAGCGGGAGAUGAUUUGGCCAAACUCCUAUGGUUAAAAAGUCCCAGCUCAGAGGUCUGGUUUGACAGAAGAACAAAUUAUACUCGAUCACUGGCUGUGAUGUCCAUGGUUGGGUACAUUCUGGGCCUGGGCGACAGACACCCAUCUAACCUUAUGCUGGACCGACUCAGUGGGAAGAUUCUGCAUAUUGACUUUGGAGACUGUUUUGAAGUUGCCAUGACUAGAGAAAAAUUUCCAGAGAAGAUCCCGUUCCGUCUAACGCGAAUGCUGACUAAUGCUAUGGAGGUGACUGGGUUAGAUGGAAACUACAGGAUCACAUGCCAUACCGUGAUGGAGGUGUUACGGGAGCACAAGGAUAGCGUCAUGGCAGUGCUGGAGGCCUUUGUCUACGACCCUCUGCUGAACUGGAGGUUGAUGGACACCACUAUAAAAGCCAACAAACGCUCUCGUACACGGACAGACUCCUACUCAGCCGGACAGUCUGUGGAAAUGAUGGAGACCGUGGAGCUAGGAGAGACGGCGCAUAAGAAACCAGGCAGCACCGUUCCUGAAUCCAUCCACACCUUUAUUGGUGAUGGGUUGGUACAUCCUGAAGCUCUUAAUAAAAAAGCCAUACAGAUUAUUAAUAGGGUGCGAGAUAAGCUAACAGGUCGAGACUUUUCCCAUGAAGAAACAUUAGAUGUUGCAACACAAGUGGAGCUACUAAUUAAACAAGCCACAUCCCAUGAAAACCUUUGCCAGUGUUACAUUGGAUGGUGUCCAUUCUGGUAAAGACUUUGUGCCCCAAAAAGACUUUCGCUUGUUAUUUGUGAAUUUGGAUUUCUGUAACUUGUACGGAAGCUAAAGAUUUGCUAAAUGAUCUGCUCAUUUUGGGGCGACGAGGCAUUUCAUACAUGCAGAGGUCUACAGCAAGCUGUAUUCACCACACCAGUUUCUGGUGCCGUCUGCGCACCAUUGGGCUGUAUAUAUUGUACUGUGUCCGUUCUGUCAUCAUGCCUACAAACAAAAACUAAACUCCUCCCAUCAGUGUAAUAUGAAAACUUAAGAUUGGUCAGAAGAUGACGAGAGCAUUGAAGAUUUACAGCUUUAUAUUCCAAGAGACAACUUUAAACAGACAAGGAAACCUUAUGUAGCUGUGAAAUAUUCUGAUUGUUAAAUAAAUUGUAUAUGUAAUAUAAA